Messenger RNA from Saprolegnia parasitica CBS 223.65, 1455 nucleotides. RefSeq lists its product as hypothetical. The record is from RefSeq and is a predicted model, not a curated record. The transcript has 5 exons. Gene Ontology annotation, biological process: biosynthetic process. Lineage: Eukaryota; Oomycota; Saprolegniomycetes; Saprolegniales; Saprolegniaceae. Gene Ontology annotation, molecular function: acyltransferase activity, transferring groups other than amino-acyl groups; isomerase activity. Gene Ontology annotation, cellular component: cytoplasm. Bases 1 to 1338 code for a protein of 445 amino acids.
AUGUUUCGGCUUGUCAAAGCUGGCGACGCCGAGGCUGCCCAUGCCAUUGAAGUGGCUUCGUACCCCGCCGACGAGGCUGCGCGUCUGGCGCAGAUCCAGGCGCGGCUGACGGAUGCAAGUGCCUUCUUCUUGGGCGCCUACGCCAUUGCUGGAGCGCUCGUUGGCUUUGUCAAUGGCACGCUGGCCUCCGAGCGCGAGCUCACGGCCGCGAGUCUCUCCCAGCACGACCCAAGCGGCCGGUUUCUAUGCAUCCACUCGGUGGUCGUCGAGGCAGCGCAUCGUCGCGACGGCCUUGGCACAGCCCUCCUGCGCGCCUACCUCGCGCACGUCCAGCAGCACCACCCAUCCGUGGACGCGAUCGUGCUGCUAGCCAAGCCUGCGCUCGUGCAGUGGUACGUCCGCUGCGGCUUUCGCGUGACGCGGCUCUCGCCGGUCGUCCACGGACAGGACGCGUGGCUCGAGCUCGUCUUCGACUGCGUGGCGGCGCAUGCUGUCGUUCAAGUCGAUGCGUUUGCACGCAAAGCGUUCGAAGGCAAUCCCGCGGCCGUCGUCGUGCUACCUCCGAUGCAGUUUGACGCGCCUGGUGCUGCCACGUGGAUGCAGCAGGUCGCGCUCGAGCGCAACUUGAGCGAGACCGCCUUUGUGUCACCGCGCGACGCUAGCCCCAAUGACUAUAACCUUCGCUGGUUCAAACCGGCCAAGGAAGUCGACAUUUGCGGCCACGCGACGCUCGCAGCCGCCUACACGCUGUACGUCGACGGCCACUGCGCCAAGGACGCCUCCAUCCGCUUCCACACCAAGAGUGGCGUGCUUACGACGCGGUAUGUGAUGCCGCCCGACGGGGUCGCCGGCAUCGAAAUGGACUUUCCCACGAUGCACCGUGUCCCGCGUGACGAGGCGUGGCGGGCCGCGACGUCAUCGACACUCGUGGCCGCGCUAAGCAUUGGCAUCCACGACGUCAUUGCCAUCGAGCAGUACGGCACCGACAUCAUCUGCCAUGUCACGCCGACCGCCUUUGCCGAAAUGACCCCACACUUUCGCUCGCUCCUCGUCCUCGACUGCCGUGCGACGAUCGUGACGUGUGCGGCGCAUGUCGACUCGGGCUAUGACUUCUACAGCCGCUUCUUCGGGCCUCGAAGCGGAGUCGACGAGGACCCAGUCACGGGCAGCGCCCACUGCGCACUCGCGCCAUACUGGGCGACGCUGCUGCCACAAACGAGCUUCCGCGGCCGACAGCAGAGUGCGCGGGGCGGGGAUGUGAGCGCGCGCUUGGCCGGCGACCGCGUCUUCCUCUUUGGCACCGCCGUCCUGACACUGCGCGGCAGGCUCCUCGCCUGAGGCAAACCAACUCCGGUCCGGCACCGUCUGCCCCGACUCGUGACAAGCGGGAGUUUCUUCACCCUUGCGAGGGACUAGGGUAUUUGCCUCUCCUGAAUAGACUCGAUCUCUAGCGGU